AUGUCGUUCUCAAACGGAUACUUGGUUGUCUUUUUCGUUGCCCUAGGAUCCUUUACUUAUGGCUUCAAUAACUCUGUCAUCGGCUCAGUUCUCGGACUUGAAUCAUUUCUCAUAUAUUUCGACAUCGCUGGCAAGGAUAGCAAAUCCAACUCCAUCACCGGUGCUACAUCGGGUCUUUUCGCUGGAGGGGGUGCCAUUGGGGCAUUGUUAUCGGCCUGGCUAGUCAAUAAAGUUGGACGCGUUCGGUCUAUUCAGAUUACAUGCGAGCUAUUCAGGGGGGGCUCUGUUCACAUCGCGAUGUUCCUGAUUGACCGCCUGCUCUCCGGAGUGGGUGUUGGCUUCAUGGUGUCGCUUGUUCCAAUCUACCAGAGCGAGAUAUCCCCUGCUGAAGCUAGAGGCCGCAUGGUCGGCAGCCAUGGAUUUUUAAUCGUCACCGGAUAUGCGUUCGCCGCAUGGACAGGUUACGGUUGCUACUUUUCCCCUUCCCCCGCAUUCCAAUGGAGGUUUGAGCUGUCUGCGCAAGUCAUUGCACCCGCCAUACUUCUCAUGGGUACACCGUGGCUUCCAGAGUCACCUCGCUGGUUGGUAGAGCAGGACCGUCAAAGCGAAGCUCUGCAAAUCCUACAACAGCUACACCCUUCGGAGGACGAGUCCAAUAUCCACUCAAAAGCUCAGGUGGAAUUAAAUCAGAUCCGAACUCAGCUCUCGAUUGACCAGGAAAUGGAAGCCUCUGGUGGUAGAUGGGCAUUGAUCACAAACUCCUCCUAUCGCAAGAGACUCUUUUGUGGAUGCUUUGUUCAAUUUAUCGGUCAAUCUACUGGAGUAUUAGUUAUAAACAAUUACCAGGUAUCCCUGUACAACUCGCUGGGUCUCUAUAACUCGGUGCCACUACUACUAUACGCGGUUUAUCUCAGCUGGGCAGCAGGGAUGAAUUACGUAUCAACCUUCAUCAUCGAUCGAGUUGGUCGGGUUCCGCUCAUGGUGAUCGGACUUGUCGGCAGUGUGGUUGCAGUUUGUUGCGAAGCAGCAAUGGUCGCUGAAUUUUCGGGCACAUCGAACAAAAUUGGCAAUGGCUUUGGAGUUGCCUUUCUUUUCCUCUUCGUCACCUUCUACGGAGGUGGCCUGGAUGCAACGACCUACGUUUAUAGUGCCGAGGUUUUUCCCAACCAUAUGCGUGGCUUGGGAAUGGGAAUGUCCAUCUUCACUCAAUUCUGUUCGACACUCGUUUAUACACAGGUCGCACCAACGGCAUUCGACACCAUCGGAUGGAAAUAUUACCUCGUCUUUAUUAUCGUCCCUUUUCUGGGUGCCAUCUUGAUUUGGUUCACCUUUCCUGAGACCAAAGGUCUUUCACUUGAGGAUAUCUCCUGUCGGUUCGAAGGAAGGCCAGUGGCAAGUGAAUUGAAGCCACAUAUUGAAGAUGCUGACAAGGCUUCAGUAUGUUAUGAAGAGUCUGUAUGA
Penicillium manginii is the source of this 1461-nucleotide messenger RNA. RefSeq lists its product as uncharacterized. Gene Ontology annotation, molecular function: carbohydrate:proton symporter activity. Gene Ontology annotation, cellular component: membrane. The transcript has 4 exons. Bases 1 to 1461 code for a protein of 486 amino acids. Gene Ontology annotation, biological process: transmembrane transport; carbohydrate transport. NCBI's taxonomy places the organism in Eukaryota, Fungi, Ascomycota, Eurotiomycetes, Eurotiales, Aspergillaceae. The record is from RefSeq and is a predicted model, not a curated record.